This is a messenger RNA of Helobdella robusta, 852 nucleotides long. RefSeq lists its product as hypothetical. NCBI's taxonomy places the organism in Eukaryota, Metazoa, Annelida, Clitellata, Rhynchobdellida, Glossiphoniidae. The transcript is spliced from 2 exons. Bases 1 to 852 code for a protein of 283 amino acids. The record is from RefSeq and is a predicted model, not a curated record.
AUGAAAAUAGAGAAACGCAAAGAAGCCGACCGGUCGGCAAAGAAAAGAACCUCAAAGAAAGAUGUUAUUGAAGAUGUUGACGGCAAACACAUUAAGAGUGGUGGUAGUGGUGGCGUCAGUGGAAGUGGCGGUCGUAGUAGCCGUGGUGGCGGCUUUAGUGGCGUCAGUGGUAGUGCUGAUACCCUCGUCGAUCCUGUUGUCGUCGUCGUCCAUGGAAAUGAUCACGAAGACGAUUUCGAUGACAACAACAUCCACAACAACAACAACAACAUCCACAACAACAACAACAACAACAUCAACAACAACAACAAACCCAUCAACAACAAUAUCAACAACAACAACAAGAGCAACAACAUUAUCAAAAAUAGCAAUCACAACAACAGUUUUAACACCACCACCACCAACAACAAUACCGACAAAAAUUUUAUCAUCACCAACACCACCACCAACAACAACAACAGCAUCAAUAAUAAUUUCAACAACAACAAUAAAAACAACAACAACAACGAUGACGUCACGGAAAAGCGCGCCAAACGAUCUAUUUUUAGCAACAACAACAACGACAACAACAACCAUGACGUCACGGAAAAGCGCGCCAAACGAUCUAUUUUUAGCAACAACAACAACGACAACAACAACCAUGACGUCACGGAAAAGCGCGCCAAACGAUCUAUUUUUAGCAACAACAACAACGACAACAACAACCAUGACGUCACGGAAAAGCGCGCCAAACGAUCUAUUUUUAGCACGGCUGACAUGGGUGAGAAACUGGCUAUGUACGUCAUCAUCGGUGUCCUCAUAGCCAUAGUCAUCAUCCUGUCAUAUUUCGUCAUCAAGAAAUAUCUCUGCUGA